This is a messenger RNA of Myxocyprinus asiaticus (Chinese sucker), 2553 nucleotides long. RefSeq names its product ras-related protein Rab-37-like. The record is from RefSeq and is a predicted model, not a curated record. The coding region runs from base 475 to 1167 and encodes 230 amino acids. NCBI's taxonomy places the organism in Eukaryota, Metazoa, Chordata, Actinopteri, Cypriniformes, Catostomidae. The transcript has 9 exons. Gene Ontology annotation, molecular function: GTP binding; GTPase activity.
GAACGCUCUCAUUAUAAUCAACCAACCUGCGCGCGCGCUUGCUGAAUAUACAUCUUAUUUGAUUCAUAUGGACGCGUUGUAGUUUUGACGCGUCGCUCGCAGGGUGUUAUUUGUCGGUCUCCUCUCAAUCAGACUGAUCAGAUGUGACCACCUGUGAUGUGUGCAUGACUCACAAGAGCCUGUUGCUCGUGCUGUUUAUUACUUAAUGUGAUUUUUUUUUUUGGAGCGACCUGUGAUUAUGCGCGCGACUGGAUGAUGAUAACCAUCAGGUUUUGAGUCUUUGCGUGUUAUUGAUGAUGAGGAGGACACUUUGAUGCAUUUAGUUGCAUUUGUAUUUUUCUCUCUUCAUCCUCCGGCUGCAUCUGAUGAAGUUUGGGCUCGUUUGAGAUGCACUAUGUGAUGCAUUUGUGAUUCAGUCAUUGGCGUGUCAGUAGAAGAAUACCGAAAGCAAUAUUUGCAUUAUUUGUUUCCGCGAUGUCAAUCAAAAAAGCAACAUUGACGGAGAAUGGGGUUAAAAACGGAACAUCAAGAAAUGUGCUGGAACGAUGCGCCUCGGUCAAUGAGUAUUUUGAUAUUUCAUUCAAGGUGAUGCUGCUGGGAGACUCUGCAGUGGGGAAGACCUGUGUGCUGGUGCGCUUUAAAGAUGGCGCCUUUUUGGGAGGCAACUUCAUUGCCACAGUGGGGAUAGACUUUAGGAAUAAGGUGGUGUCUGUGGAUAAUGUGAAGGUCAAACUCCAGAUGUGGGACACAGCAGGUCAGGAGAGGUUCCGUAGUGUUACUCAUGCAUACUACAGAGAUGCUCAGGCUUUACUGCUGCUAUAUGACAUCACAAGAAAGUCCUCUUUUGACAACAUUAGAGCCUGGCUGACUGAAAUCUAUGAGUAUGCACAGAAGGAUGUGGUCAUCAUGUUGCUUGGCAACAAGUCAGACAUGGCAGCUGAGAGGGUCAUCACACAUGAGGAGGGGCAGAAGCUGGCUAAGGAAUAUGGAGUUCCUUUCAUGGAGACGAGUGCCAAGACUGGUGCCAAUGUGGAACUCGCUUUCCAAGCCAUAGCAAGGGAACUGAAACAGAGAAAUGCCCAGCAGCCACACGAGCCCAAGUUCAAGAUCCACGAUUACAUCGAGUCACAGAAGCAGAAGUCCAGCUGCUGCGGCAGCCUUAUGUGACCCAACUCCACUUGUUCAUCAACACAAGAGAUAUUUGUAUACAAUUACUUGUGUGUAAGAAAUGUGCAGUGUUCUGAUGUGUCUGUUCGCUUUAUAGUCAGGAAUAUACAGCCAAAUACUGCAGGAUUUAAUGAGGUACAUCAUAGUAAUAAGAGUCAUGAAGGUGAUUUAUCCAGGUGUAUACAGUAUUCAGGUGUGUCCGAAUAUUCCAGGUACCUUUGUUUGUGUAAUGUGAUUCCCAGGCUUUCUCUAAUGAUUAUGGUCUAUAUUUACACAUGUAGUAAUGUAACUAUUAUUAAAUGCAUAAUGCAAAUGUGCUCUAAAUGGGCAUUGUAGUGGUUUUUAAAUCAAAUUCUUUCAAAUGUAUGUUUAAAUGUCAAAAUGUCAGCAUACAGUGACCCCAAAGUAUGCGGACAAUUAAGCUGCACUUAAAAAUGAAUGGCUGUCUUUGCAUAACAAAAUAUGAAACCAAGUGGAAUUUAUUGAAUAGAUCGCACAAGCACACUUAGAAGCAAAGAAUUGGACAAAGAUACAUAUGUAUUUCAUAUGAAUGAAUAAACAAUAUAAAUGAUUCAAAAUGAAAACAGAAAUGUAUGGUUGUCAAACAUUAGCGGAAGGUAUAUUUAAUGUGAAUUAGCCAGAACGAUCGUAUUUCGGCCAAAAUGACGUCCCGUAUUUUUUGGGCGGCAAAAACAACAACAAUAACAAAAAAGCUCGUGGCAAAUGACAGCAAAACGGUAUUGUGUCACGUAUUAAAGCGGGAAAACGCUCAGGCGUCCUGUAUUUGCGGGGCUGGAAGUUUUUCUGAGAGAAUAUAGCAUAAUUUGUUUGCGGAUGCAACUUGGUUUGAUAUUUUGUUGCGUAUUUAAGUGUCAAAAGUCUCCAAAUAGUUUUUGGGGCCACUGUAUGUUAAAUAUAUGUUUACAAUCGGUAUAUAUUGACUUAUAAAGAAACCUAGCACAGCUUGACUGAGUCAGGCCUGAUCAAAACUCAGUACGUGUUUGUUUUUGCCUUGCGCAUGCGCAUGUCACACUCACUCAUACCUGUCGCAUUCACUGUAUGGUCUGGCACAGAUAUUGAAAUGAAAUAAGCAUAUGAAUCUGCUACCGAAAUUAAUGGUAAAAUAUUUAUGAUUCGUCUCGUGCGAACACUUCACGUUUGAUGUCACUCCAGUUUUCACAGUGAUCACAAAGUGCCAUGAGAAAGUCAUUGUUUUAGCACAGGCUAUAUAUUGUACCAACACUUGUUUUUUUAAGAGGGAUAAAAAAUUUUUUUUUAUUUAUUUUUUUUUUUUUUUUUUCAUUGUUUUGUAUGAUUAAUAUUUAAAGCCACAGGGUGGCAGUGUUACACACUGAGAAUUGCAAAUAAAUAAAUAGCUUAAUUUUC